Propithecus coquereli (Coquerel's sifaka) is the source of this 1354-nucleotide messenger RNA. RefSeq names its product haloacid dehalogenase-like hydrolase domain containing 3 (gene HDHD3). Lineage: Eukaryota; Metazoa; Chordata; Mammalia; Primates; Indriidae. The record is from RefSeq and is a predicted model, not a curated record. The transcript is spliced from 3 exons. The coding region runs from base 421 to 1176 and encodes 251 amino acids.
CGCGCCGCGCCGAGGUAUCCCCGAGCCGAACCGGCGGGGCCGCAGCUGCGAGGCAGCUUGUCCCCAUAGUCACCAGCCACGACCCUCCCCCAGCACCAGCUUGGCUGCACGCUGAUCUCUGGCCCCUCUGGCUGCUCCGGUUUCACGUGGACAGCCGUGCGCUGUCUGCAGUCAGCUCCGUCUGGGAAAGAAGCUGCGUCCAGCGUCUGGACAACAGGCUGAGGAAUUUGUUUCCUGUGCAACGGGAUCUUGUGCUGUGAAAAAGUUUCCCAAGUGCCCCAUGUCAGCCAGCAAAUCUGACCGGCGAGGCCUGGGAAGAGAAGAGUGUUAGGUUGUGGAGGGGUGGUCUUGUCCAGUUCAGUUUCCCCCUGGACCGACCGUGGGACCUGAAGUAGAACUGGGGUGGACUUGGCCUCCUCCAUGGCACGCCAGCUGCAGAUACGACUGCUGACAUGGGACGUGAAGGACACACUGCUCAGGCUCCGCCGCCCUGUGGGGGAGGAAUAUGCCACCAAGGCCUGGGCCCACGGGCUGGAGGUGGAAGCCACAGCCCUGGGACAAGCCUUCAGGCAGGCGUACAGGGCUCAGAGCCAUAGCUUCCCCAACUAUGGCCUGAGCCAUGGCCUCACCUCCCGCCAGUGGUGGCUGGAUGUCGUCCUACAGACCUUCCACCUGGCGGGUGUCCAGGAUGCCCAGGCUGUAGCCCCCAUCGCUAACCAGCUGUAUGAGGACUUCAGCAGACCCUGCACCUGGCAGGUGUUGGAGGGGGCUGAGAAUACCCUGAGGGAGUGCCGCACACGGGGUCUGAAGCUGGCAGUGGUCUCCAAUUUUGACCAACGGCUAGAGAACAUCCUGGUGGGUGUCGGCCUGCGGGAACACUUUGACUUUGUGCUAACCUCCGAGGCUACUGGCUGGCCCAAGCCGGACCCCCGUAUUUUCCAUGAGGCCUUGCGGCUUGCUAGUGUGGAACCAGCAGUGGCAGCCCAUAUUGGGGACAGUUACCGCUGUGAUUACCAGGGGGCUCGGGCUGUAGGCAUGCACGGCUUCCUCGUGGUUGGCCCAGAGCCUCUGGACCCCGCAGUCAGGGAUUCUGUACCUAAGGAGCACAUCCUCCCCUCUCUGUCCCAUCUUCUGCCUGCCCUCGACUGCCUAGAGGGCUCAACCCCAGGGCUUUGAGUAUGGUGAGGGAAGUGGCUGGGGUCUUGGCCAUGGAGAAAACCCUAAACAAACACUGGAGACGGAGCCUCUUCUUUCUCUGCAGCUCUGGACUUUGCCCAUCUCCUUGCAGCCUCCAUAACCUGUUCGUAAUAAAGCCGUGAGUGCUUGGCUUUCAGCCUUGCCCCACUAACGCGCU